Messenger RNA from Mytilus californianus (California mussel), 702 nucleotides. RefSeq lists its product as uncharacterized. Lineage: Eukaryota; Metazoa; Mollusca; Bivalvia; Mytilida; Mytilidae. Gene Ontology annotation, molecular function: calcium ion binding. The transcript has 6 exons. The coding region runs from base 43 to 702 and encodes 219 amino acids. The record is from RefSeq and is a predicted model, not a curated record.
UCUCUUAUAAAACCUUGUUUUUAUAUAAAUGUAUUUUCAAAAAUGUAUUGCACGUUAAUUUUGGUAAUAACAAUGUGUAAUAUUGGUACCACACACACAAGAAGAAAUGUUACUUGGGUCAAUGCUUGGAACGACUGUACUGUUGCAAAAUUAGAUAACAUCAGAGGAGAUGCUGGUGAUAUUGACAUUCCGGAUAUUUUACCAGCCUGGACAGGAUCAUCUGUACAAGUGUCAGAAUGGGCAACGGUAGUUGGUUGUAUGUGUAAAUCAACAGUAGGCGCAAUGGAUAAAACAUUCAAUGAGUUUCCUCAUGAUGGAGAUCCAGUAAUCUCUAUUGAUGAAUUUCAAUGUGCCUUUAGUUGUACAAAGAUAACAAACUUUUUCACUUACAAGGAUCAUUUUUGCCAAUGUCUCAACAAUCAUACAACUACACAAAUGAACACACUAGAUAAAAUGAGACAAAAUUGUGCACGACCUUUACAUGAUCCAAGUCAGUGUGACUUCCUAUUGUAUAAAUUCCAGUCCUACGACGAGAGAAAAAUACAGAAACGAAUCACCGAUAGAUAUUUAUUUCAGUGUAUCAAACUAAAACAAAUGACUGGAAAUGAUAAAGCACAUUAUCAGUAUGCUACAACUAGAUUCAAGGAAGAUCUGGCCAAUCCAAACUCUAAAAGGACAAGAAUAGUUACUCCAGAGUGGUGA